Stereum hirsutum FP-91666 SS1 is the source of this 571-nucleotide messenger RNA. RefSeq lists its product as uncharacterized. Gene Ontology annotation, cellular component: membrane. The coding region runs from base 21 to 473 and encodes 150 amino acids. The transcript has 8 exons. NCBI's taxonomy places the organism in Eukaryota, Fungi, Basidiomycota, Agaricomycetes, Russulales, Stereaceae. The record is from RefSeq and is a predicted model, not a curated record.
UUCGCAAUCAUAAAGCAAAAAUGCCCAUCACAAUCAACUCUCCUCUGUCGCUGUACUCGAUUCCUGCCGUCUGGUUGAUUGGCUUCUAUCCUUUCAACGCCAAAUUCAGAUUGAUUAAGAACACCAUUGGAUGGGACAACGUGCAGCCAAGACAGAAUCGGGAUCGUGUGGCUGCGAAAGCACCACAAAUCUUGGGCAAGGUGGAUAGGUACCAGGGAGCACAUGAUAAUGGGCACGAGAUUUUCCCGCUCUGGGCUGCUGCUGUGCUCGCAGGAAACUACGCGGGUCUCAGUCAAUCCACACUGAAUGCAUUCUCCCUCACGUUUGUUGGCCUUCGCCUUCUUUACAACUACAUAUACAUCAACCAGUCCUCGCGGGGAUCGAGCGCAGCCAGGAGUCUUACAUACUUCGGCGGACUUCUCACGCCUCUGGGGCUGUUUGUCGCAGCCGUGAACAAUCUCCACCAGUUGUAAGGGUCUGGGUCAUGAGUGAACGGGAUGAUUCUACAUCUAGACAACAACCUGUAUGUUUCUCUGUGCUCGAAAACUUUUCGCAAAAUAUUGCAGGACCA